Messenger RNA from Brienomyrus brachyistius, 1093 nucleotides. Its product is annotated as zona pellucida sperm-binding protein 4-like. NCBI's taxonomy places the organism in Eukaryota, Metazoa, Chordata, Actinopteri, Osteoglossiformes, Mormyridae. The record is from RefSeq and is a predicted model, not a curated record. The coding region runs from base 1 to 1083 and encodes 360 amino acids. Gene Ontology annotation, molecular function: structural constituent of egg coat; acrosin binding. Gene Ontology annotation, biological process: prevention of polyspermy; binding of sperm to zona pellucida. The transcript is spliced from 8 exons. Gene Ontology annotation, cellular component: egg coat.
AUGGAGCAGACAAAAACGGCUGUCAAGAAUUUCGUUUCCGCUUCAGCCAAAUGCCAAGUGUAUGAGAGGAUUCCAUGUGGCGAUCCUGCUUUCGGCCAGGCUGCUUGUGAAGCCAUAAACUGCUGCUUUGAUGGCCAGCAGUGUUACUAUGGGAAUGCAGUGACUGUGCAGUGCACAAGGGAUGGUCAGUUUGUGGUUGUGGUGGCCAAGGAUUCCACUGUGCCCCAGCUGGAUGUGGCCAGUGUCUCCCUGCUGGGUGGAAAUGCUGCCCCUUGCCUCCCUGUUGCCACUACAAAUGCCUUUGCCAUCUACACCUUCCCUGUGACUGCCUGUGGCACUGUGGUCAAGCCCUCCUUGCUGGUGUCUGUAUCUGAUGGCCUGCUGUUGCCUGGCAGGCUCCUCUUCCAGUGUAGGUAUUGGGGUGCUGAGGUUGCGUCCCUGGUGGCCGCUGUGAAUACAGUUCCACCACCUCUGCCAGUAGCUGCUCCAGGGCCUCUGCGGGUGGAGCUGAGGCUGGCAAAUGGCCAGUGUUACACUAAAGGGUGUGAUGAAGGAGCUGCUGCAUAUACCUCCUACUACCAGGACAGCGACUACCCUGUGACCAAGGUGUUGCGGCAGCCUGUAUAUGUUGAGGUUCGCAUCCUGAAUAGGACGGACCCCAACCUUGUCCUGGUUCUGGAGAACUGCUGGGCAACACCUGGCCUUGACCCUCUGAGCCUGCCUCAGUGGAACCUCCUGGUUGACAGGUGCCCCUACCAAGGUGACAAGUACCAGACCACCUUGGUUCCUGUGGAUGCUUCCUCUGGGCUUCCCUUCCCAACCCACUACAAGCGCUUCAUUGUGAAGAUGUUCGCAUUUGUGGACCCAGCCUCCCAGCGACGUUAUCAGGGGAAGGGGUUCAUCCACUGCAGUGUAGCUGUGUGCCGCCCAUCGGCCACUGACAGCUGUGAGCAGAGGUGCUUCAGGAAAGGUAGGGAUGUUGCUGCUGCACACAAGAGCUCCUCCCCUGACACGACUGUGGUGUCCAGUGGGGAAAUGCAUCUGGUGGCCCCCAGAGUCGGACACAUGGCUGGCCGGUGGUGAUGGAAAGCUG